AUGGCUCAGCACACUCCGAGCAGCGGGACCCCAGGACGCGACGUGGAGAUGGAGGUGGAGGGGGAGGAGGAGUCAAGGGGUCCGUCCGUCCAGCCGCUGGACAUCCCAGACCGGGAGGAGGAGGAGGAGGGGGAGAGCCAGGAGACCGGCCCGGAGAGAGGCAGGGGGUCCGGGGCAGAGGAAGAGGACUGGGACACGGAUCUAGAGAGCCAUGACGCCAGUGAAGACUUGGCGUUGCCCCCCAGGGAGCUCUACCUCCGGGCCUGUCGUCUGACCGGAGCUUCGCCCGUCUCCUGCUUCCUCCAUCACUCGGGCAAGGGACCCCUCGCCCUCAACCACCGUGGGCUGGGGCCACAGGGGGCCAAGGCCCUGGCCAUCGCUCUAGUGAGCAACGUGGACAUCACUCACGUGGAGAUGGAAGACAACUCGCUGGGGGCGGCGGGGACACGCUACAUCACAGACCUGCUCAGAACAAACUCCUGCAUCCAGAGUCUGGUAUAAUGGCUUGAGUCACAUUUUAACCUGUUAAGAAGAUUACCCGCUUUCCCAGCCUAUUGGCCUGUUUAUUAUCAUCUUAUUAUUAUUACCU
This is a messenger RNA of Gadus chalcogrammus (walleye pollock), 589 nucleotides long. Its product is annotated as leucine-rich repeat-containing protein 74A-like. The record is from RefSeq and is a predicted model, not a curated record. Bases 1 to 501 code for a protein of 166 amino acids. Lineage: Eukaryota; Metazoa; Chordata; Actinopteri; Gadiformes; Gadidae. The transcript is spliced from 3 exons.